CAACAGAUCCUCGGGUUGACUGAUGUAUGAACGCUUGCCCCACCCUACGCAAUAACAACAAGCAAGGGUGUGGCGGAAACUGUGGCGCACCCAGAAACAUUUUUUUUCUUUUUCUUUUCCUUUUUCUCCUUCUGGCUUAUGGCCUUCAACGAGCGGCGAAGCGCAAACAAGGGUCUCGGCGUAUUUCAAGUCAAUCGCUGCCAAAUUUUGGAUCCAUUUCUCAAGAUCGCGAUUUAGAGUUACCUUUCAUACACAGAAAAAAAUGGCCAUACAAUUCUGCAAUGAUUGCGGCGACACGCUGCCGAUAUCGGGAAACCCCGAGAUCAAAUGCGACUGCUGUGGAAACAUGAACAAGAACACCCUCAUCAACGUGACGACCGUCUCGUCGAGCCGCGACUUUGACUCGCCUCUCCGCCUCAAGGAGUAUGGCGACAAGAACGCCAUGGCCAGCCGGCCCGAGAUGAACUGGCCCAGCAUCGACGAGAACUGCCGCUUCUGCCCUUCAAAAAAGGUCCGGUACACGACGCUCCAGACCCGUGGUGCCGACGAGGGAAGCACGGUGUUUUACUUUUGCGAAGGCUGCAGCCAAAAGUAG
Molecule: messenger RNA, 595 nt
Organism: Pyricularia grisea
Lineage: Eukaryota; Fungi; Ascomycota; Sordariomycetes; Magnaporthales; Pyriculariaceae
Exons: 2
Coding region: 263-595 (110 amino acids)
Biological process (GO): DNA-templated transcription
Molecular function (GO): nucleic acid binding; DNA-directed RNA polymerase activity; zinc ion binding
Source: RefSeq, a predicted model, not a curated record